This is a messenger RNA of Sebastes umbrosus (honeycomb rockfish), 5172 nucleotides long. RefSeq names its product pleckstrin homology-like domain, family B, member 1a (gene phldb1a). Gene Ontology annotation, molecular function: protein binding. NCBI's taxonomy places the organism in Eukaryota, Metazoa, Chordata, Actinopteri, Perciformes, Sebastidae. Gene Ontology annotation, biological process: regulation of microtubule cytoskeleton organization. The transcript has 25 exons. Bases 287 to 4411 code for a protein of 1374 amino acids. Gene Ontology annotation, cellular component: basal cortex. The record is from RefSeq and is a predicted model, not a curated record.
AUCUUUCCAGUAGAGUUUCAGAGACCCCACUGAAGCUGUUUUGGAGGCUCAAGGUGGCCCAAAACUUUACUAAGACACUUCAUGUUGGUUAUUCACUAAAUUUUCCAUCUAUAAAGUAAAGAGAUCUCCUUUGAAAUGUACACGUCACCAGUCACACAUGACACACAGUAAUUUAAGUUUGGUCCACGGUAGACAAAACAGACACUAGAUAGUAGGUAGUUGUGUCUAUUUCAGUUUGGCUAGGAAUGCUGAGCUGAUACUAAACCGUUGCCAGGAUGAGCAGCCCAUGUGGGUGAUAGUGGAAGACGUGGAUACCAGCUCUCAGCAGAAACACAUGGAUCUUCAUGUGUCAGAUACUUCUGACAGUCCAGACGAGAUGGAGCGCGUGAGCAGGAGGAAAGUGGAACAUGGGAGACAGACGCACCAGGUCUUACAGAGCACUCCUUUAGACCUGAUUGAGACAGGCAAGUCCCUGAAAGUCCAGGCGGAGCGCCCCCACCUGGUUAGUUUGGGAAGUGGACGUCUGAGCACAGCCAUCACCUUGCUACCACUGCAGGAAGGGAGAACCACGCUGGGCAGCGGGGAGACAGACAUCCCUCUGCAGGGCAACGGCAUCGCCGCUCAUCACUGCUACAUUGAAAACCAGGCGGGCAGCAUCACCUUGCACCCAUGUGGAAACCAGUGCUCUGCGGAUGGCCUUCCCAUCACCAAACCCUUUCGCCUGACACAAGGGUGCAUGCUGUGUUUUGGUCAGUCGGUCUUUUUCCGCUUCAACCAUCCAGAGGAGGCCCUGCGGAUGAAGAGCAUGCUGCCUGGAGGGAGCCAAGGACCGAGCACCACGAGAACUCACCCUACAGACUCUCACGGUGUCCUGAACGGGAACCAUCAGUCUUUCUCGAGCAACGGCUCCGACUCCAAAAUCAACAACAUAGCAAAGAACCUCCAGGACUCGUUGGUGCUGAAGGCCGGAUCUGGAUCUGGUAAACAUCAUCAGCCCUCUCCUCCAAACAUGCUCAAUGGGAGAAACGGCUCUAUGACAGAGGACUCCAUUUACGAAAACAGCAGCAGCUUUCUGGGCCAGAACCUCGGCAACAAAACCCCUCCGGUACCUGCGCGGUCCCCUCAUACCAACAACACUCCUGUUCCCCAUCCACGGACCUCCCUCUCUGUGGCCUCCAGCGGUACUAGUGGUGGUCAGAGGGGCCAGGAGAGCCCAAAGCUUCUUAGGAACGCAAGAGCAGAGGCCACACCAGGCCCAGGCAAAUUCUCCCCUACAGCUCCAUCCAGCCCUCGAGUAAGAGGUUCUUCCCUACAGAAGAGAUCCCCAAGUCCCAUGCAAGAUCAGCACCUCUCGCAUGUAGAAGUCCCUCAAAGGCUCAGGACUCCAGAGCCGAUCGGGUCCACCAGCCUGAGAGAACUUCCUCCUCUCAGCCCUUACAUGUCCCGCAGAGGGACUCCAGGAUCGCAGGGCUCGGCCGCGGUCAAACCUGUCCCAGAGGGCCACCUCAAACUCACAACUGCUUCAAAAGCAGAAGCCAUGAGGGCAAUGUACGCCCAGGGUCCAUUGGCACUCUCUGGGCUGGAGAAAGAGCCUGGAGGCAGGCAGUUAAGGGCUGGCCUGGGGUCUCUGUCCGGUUCGUCUCCUCUCACUAGCCCUCGUAGCAAAAGAAAGACCUCCGGCAUGACCAUGACGGGAUCCUCCAGCAAGGAACAGAGUCUUAUGAAACCAUAUACCCGCGAACGCAAAAACAGCAUCUCUGAGAUCAGUGACAAUGAGGACGAGCUGCUGGAAUACCACCGCUGGCAGAGAGAGGAGAGGCUGCGUGAGCAGGAAAUGGAGAAACUGGAGAGGCAGAGGCUGGAGACCAUCCUCAGUCUGUGUGCAGACUAUAACCACGAGGACAGCGCUGCAGAGCUGGCCGAGGUGGUGAGGAGCGGGCUGCUGGGGGGCGCCAGAGGGACCUGCUCGGACACAGCGGGGGGGAUGUCCCUACAGGGAGGAGACAGACCCCAGAGGGCGAGAGAGAACGAUGAGGAAACCCAGAGAGAGGAGUCGAGCAGCACAGAGAGCACACAUCAAGAGUGUGAAGAGCUGUUAGCCGGGCAGGAGCAGGUCUACAUGGAGGAGGAGAGGAGCAGGAUCUUGGCCAGGGUUGAUGACUUGAAGCACAGAGUCAGUGAACUGGAGCUGCAGCUACAAGAGACCAAACAGGAGGUGGAGAUGGAGCAGGCCCUGCUGCAGGCAGAGAGGCGAGCCGAGCAGGAGCAGGUGGAGGCUGAAAAUGAAAUCAUCUCUCAGCUGCAGCUCAAACUCAGCCAGCUGGACAAGGCCACCCAGAAAGAGAAGGAAAAGGGGAGGGCUAAUGUGUCGGCUGAGCGGAAGGCCCUGGAAAAGCAGAGGAAUGAGUACAAUGAGCUGAAGAGGCAGUUUGAUAAGUGCCCCUUGUCUCUAAGGGAACAGUUACAGGAGCAGCUCAGCAGGAAAGGUGAAGCUCUGGAGUCCGGGACCAAGCAGUUUGAGGAGCUGGAGUUCUGCCAGCUGGAGGAGGAGAGCAGUCUGGAGGAGAAGAAGGAGACUCAGAGCUCGCAGCUUCUCCAGGAGCGAGCCGAGUAUCACUGCAGCGUGGCCAAGAGGAAGGAGAAGAUGGCCGCCAUGGAAGCUCAGGUGAAGCAGCUGGGGUUACAGGCGGCUCAAGACUGUGAGAGGAUGGUUAAAGACAGGACGGUGACUCUGCAGCUGCUGCACAAGGAGCAAGACAGGUUGUGUGCCCUGGAGAAGAGGUACCACACCUUGACAGGAGGGAGAAGCUUCCCAAAGCCCAACGGCAGCAUGAAAGAGGAAUUUCUUCACAUCAGCGAACCUGACCUUGUUUAUGUGGACGGUCCUCCUCAUAGCCCCUGUCCCUCCUCUGCCUCCUUCUCCUCCUCCUCCUCCUCUCACAUCCCCUCCCCUGAACUCUGUCCUGUUAGGAUGCAAGAGGAGUACCUCAGGCUCUCUGAUGUCUAUAAGAUGUAUGGAAACGCUUCUAUGCAACCUCACUCUUCUUCUCCUGCUGCUCUCCACUGCGUCUCCCGCGCUGUAGCACCGGCUCUGCCGUGUGAGGAGUACAUCACAGUCAGCCAGUUAAGCCAGAUCUUUGGGAUACCGAGAGUCGAUCCCUCCUCUUCUUCCUCUACUCCAUCAUUCCAACUUGCCUCCUCUGAAUCCACCUUCUCGUACCACUCAACUGCAUGUGGUCCUUCCUCCUUCCUCUCUGCACAGAGCCAGCCUGAGCUGAGCAGGAAUGCAAUGCCUCCAAUUAACCUCGAGCGCUGGUACCAGGACAUCAUGGCUGCUGGAGAGCAUCAGUCAUGUCCUCCACCGCUGCCUGCAAAGUCUUUUUCCACACGCAGACACAGUCAGCUAUUGAAGUCCAAAUCAGAUGGUGAGGUUGGACAGGCAGGGUCAAGCACACUGCCACACUCCAGCGGCGUCUCUCAUGAGAAAAGUGCAUCCACUAAGGGGUUACAGUUAAUGCUGAGAGAGAUGUCCAACCCAUUAGACAUGGAGUCCAGGAGGCAGUUUGCUCUGCAGAGCAAAGAUCUGUCUCCUACAGUCCAUCACUCCAUCCUGCAUCACCAGUCGCCACCGAGUGGCAACCAGGCGUACGACACCCUGAGCCUGGAGAGCUCUGACAGCAUGGAGACCAGCGUCUCCACUGGCAACUCCGCCUGUACCCCAGAAAGUGCCUGCGGGUUAGAGACCCAGAGGAUAGAAGAGAUGGAGAAGAUGCUGAAGGAGGCGCAGCAGGAGAAAGCAAGGCUGAUGGAGAACCGAGAGAGGGAGGUGCAGGCUCGGCGGCAGAUGCUGGAGGAGGAGCGGAGGAGGCGAGAGGAGGCCGAGAGGAGGCUUCAGGACGAGACGGCCCACAGGCUGAGGCUGGUGGAGGAGGAGGUGAAGAUGAGAGAGAAACACUUCUCCCAGGCCCGUCCGAUGACGCGCUACCUGCCCAACCGUAAGGAGGAGUUUGACCUGCGAGCCCACGUGGAGUCGUCCGGCCACAGCAUAGACACCUGCCCCUUCGUCAUCCUCACAGAGAAGAUGUGCAAGGGCCACCUGGUGAAGAUGGGCGGCAAGAUCAAGUCGUGGAAGAAACGCUGGUUCGUUUUUGACCGUAUCAAGAGGAACUUCUGUUAUUACGCGGACAAGCAUGAGACCAAGCUGAAAGGACUCAUUUACUUCCAGGCGAUUGAAGAGGUUUAUUACGAUCACCUACGCAGUGCCACCAAGAGCCCAAGCCCGUCUUUGACCUUCUGUGUGAAGACCCACGACCGCCUCUACUACAUGGUGGCCCCGUCCCCGGAGGCCAUGAGGAUCUGGAUGGAUGUCAUAGUAACGGGCGCCGAGGGCUACACGCAGUUCAUGAGCUGAGGGACCACCAGAGGAUGACAGGGACUGAGCGAGCGACCCAGACACCUGCGAGCCGACCUGAGCUGAAAUACGAGACACACGGCCUGAUGGUGUGUUAACGAAAGGACGUCUGAGGAGAUUAAUAACCUGGGGCUCUCAUAAAAAGCCUGAUGCCUUCGAGCACAUGAGGGCGUAGUGAUGACAAGAGGUGCAUUUGAAAGAUGUUGUAUUUAUCUUACAGGAAAAUAAGCAAACUGCCGAUGGAUCUAUAAAGGGAGCUCUCAAUUAAUCACAUUCUGUUAUCAAAAUGUAUUGUUAAUAAGUACAAUAUCAUUUUUGAGCUUUCAGGAGGAACACUUCUUACUUCAUAACUGUUUCCACCUCUGAAGUCGAUCUAUGCACGCAGCGUUUUCACUCUAACCGACGCCUUUUUGAUACAUUUCUACUUUUUCUCUUGUUAACUUUUCUCAAAUGAAAAAAAAGAAUCUCUCGAUACUUCAAAAACACUAAACAAAUUGUAGUAGCAAAUACUCUAAAACAUAUUUUAAAAGUCAUAUGUUACUAUUGGUGCCAAAUACUCUAUGUAAUAUUUUGUCAGAUUUCUACGAUACCAAUGUUAAUAUCACUCUAUAUAUUGUUUUAUUCAGACAUAUAACGCAGCGUUAAUCUGUAUUUUACAUAAAUAUGUCAAAGAAAUCUAUUAGCAUUUUAACAAAAUUCAUAAAUUAUAGUCCUAUAAAACUGCCAUGUACAUGUAAUAAAUAAAAAUAUAUGAUGAUGCA